AUGGAACAUCAACUCUAUGCCAAGGCAGAGAAGUGUGAGUUCCACCUAACGGCCAUCUUGUUCCUAGGAUAUGUAAUCAGUCAAGAGGGGGUUGCCAUGGAUGAGAGCAAGGUUAAUGCAGUACUGAAUUGGCCACUACCUGGCACCAUUAAGGAUUUGCAACGCUUCCUGGGGUUUGCCAAUUUCUAUCGCAGAUUCAUCAGAAACUUCAGUUCAGUAGCCGCUCCACUCACUAAUAUGACUAAGAGGGGUUCAAGUCAUCUGCAUUGGUCACUGCCUGCUUGUGAGGCUUUCGAGGAACUCAAACGCCGGUUCACCACAGCACCCAUCCUGCACCAUCCAGAUCCCAAGUUACCAUUCAUAGUCGAGACGGAUGCCUCCAACAUUGGGAUAGGAGCCAUACUGUCUCAACGUCAGGGCUCACCCGCCAAGAUGUAUCCCUGCACUUUCUAG
This is a messenger RNA of Cyprinus carpio (common carp), 453 nucleotides long. RefSeq lists its product as uncharacterized. The coding region runs from base 1 to 453 and encodes 150 amino acids. The transcript has a single exon. The record is from RefSeq and is a predicted model, not a curated record. Lineage: Eukaryota; Metazoa; Chordata; Actinopteri; Cypriniformes; Cyprinidae.